Messenger RNA from Paramacrobiotus metropolitanus, 1941 nucleotides. Its product is annotated as solute carrier family 2, facilitated glucose transporter member 2-like. Gene Ontology annotation, molecular function: hexose transmembrane transporter activity. Gene Ontology annotation, cellular component: membrane. Gene Ontology annotation, biological process: monosaccharide transmembrane transport. Lineage: Eukaryota; Metazoa; Tardigrada; Eutardigrada; Parachela; Macrobiotidae. The record is from RefSeq and is a predicted model, not a curated record.
CUUAACACAUCCCGAAAACUUGUUAUGGUGCUCUUUUGUCCCAGACAAUGAACUAUCUUUGCAUCUGCGUCAUAAUAGUAGUCUGAGUGCUAUUUGGGGUCUGACAGGAUCUUCGGUGAUGCUAGGAGUGUCCGUUGGAGCACUAUUGACGAACAACUUGGUCGAACGGUUCGGAUUUCGCAAAACCUUUUUGAUCAGCAACGUAGUUGGAGUUAUUGGAAGUGCUGCCGCUGCAUGUAUUGUAUUUGCCCCGUCAUAUGAAAUGUUCAUUAUAGGACGUUUAAUUUUCGGAGUGGGAGCCGGUUUCGGAAGUUCAGCCUGUGUGGUGUACGCUGCCGAGAUCAGCCCAAUAAAAUAUCGCGGUGUGCUGAGCGUCCUCAUCGCCUCUUCACUCAGUUGCGGGAUGUUAGUGGCCGACGUGCUCGGGCUGCCGGCGUUCCUGGGAAAUGACAAUUACUGGAAGCACAUGACUUGGAUACUUCUGUCACCCAAUAUCAUAUUUUUCUUGUUGUACGUGCUGUUACCGGAAAGUCCGCGUUGGCUGGGCCGAAAUGUACGCGGCACUGCAGAAUUACAGCAACUCUUAAAGCGUCUGCGUCAUACGGACAACGUGGACACUGAAGUCGCCAUUAUCGAAAACGAAGUGCAACACGCAAAAAAACUAUCGCAGAAGCGCGUAUCGAUUCUUGGUCUGUUUCGCGAUCCAUUUCUGCGCAGGAAUAUUGCGGUGUGUUUACUGGCUAUCACUGCCCAACGGCUUACUGGGUAUCCCGCAAUUUAUGUCUAUUCAACAGAAAUCUUUCGCACGUGUGGUUUAGCCAAAGAGAUCUCGUCGUAUGGAUCAGUAGCAUUGGCGGGACUUCAAGUUCUGGUGGCCAUCCUUGGUUCACUAUUGUUGGAUAAAGUCGGGCGGCGACCGGUUCUGUUAACCGGUCUAUUCGGUUGUGCCCUUUGUACAGUUGCUAUGGUCAUCUUUGCGGCAUUAUCUGCAUCCAACAUCUGCACUGAGUGCCGUUAUGGAAAUCUAGCAGCGUUGAUGUUCUUCAUGGUUUUCUUCGUUAUUGGACCGGCCAGUGUGCCCUAUCUGCUGCCGGCUGAGAUGUUCGGACUGACAUCGCGACAAUCCGCAUCCGCCUUGGUGCUGGUCGUCAGCCUGGCCUUGUCAACAAUUGUCACGGCGGUCUUUCCUAUUAUGCAGGUGUAUUUGAUGGAGUGGACCUUCGCGAUUUUCAGCGGCAUUACGCUAGUGCUGGCACUUUUCCUUUCGGUUACACUGACCGAAACGAAAGGGGAAUCGUUUCUGGAAAUACAGAAAAAACUCGAGGACAAUUUUUUCGGGAACAAGGGAUCUUUAGCGCCUAGCAGCAAUGACAGUACUAUUGCACAGUCUGUUUGACCGGUUAAUCCUGGAGUUACAUACACAAACAACAGCAACCAGGAUGCCCAACGCUACACGGCGCUCGUGCUUUACCGCCCACGAUAAUUUAAUUGACACAUCAUAAUUUUUACCAUAGAUAUUUACUCUAGGUGAACGCGCCUUCCACCUAUGGUAGUUAUUUCGAUUUUUCUCUUCGAGUUGGAACUUUAAAUCUUCGCUACGAACUUUAAGCGAAUUUGCACAGGGUUUUGUAUAUUCUGUGAACACGCUACUUGUUGCUGUGUACGAUUGGUGGUUAAUUCUUGUUUAGACAAGUUUCUAAUCGAAACGCAACGAUGUACAGUACUCGUACAUAUGCCUAGAGAUGUUUACGUAUAGAUAUGCAUUUUUGCUGGUGGUAUUCUUGGUGGUCAGUUGUUUUAUUUUCGAUGCGCCGGCACAUAUACAAAUUCGGUCGAGCUAGAGUCACGUUAAUGAAAAGUUAUGAAAAUAUGGAAAAAUAGCGUGGCACACUUAUGUACUGUAAUGCAAUCUUCCGCUGCUCGAUAUCGAACCAAGUAAGU